Messenger RNA from Striga asiatica, 438 nucleotides. Lineage: Eukaryota; Viridiplantae; Streptophyta; Magnoliopsida; Lamiales; Orobanchaceae. The record is from the annotation of a GenBank genome assembly.
AUGAAGCCCAAGUACAUAAAAAUACUGAGUCCCACCAAAUCCUGCCUGUACGGCAGGUUAGACCACCGCUUCUCGCCGCCAUGCGAUUAUACCACGCGGUCGCGGCGCCGCAAUCACAUCACAGCCACCCGCCGGCGUUUCUCUAACUACCUUCGUUUCGUAAGUCAAAAGGACGAUACUGCCCUUGCUCCCCUUGCUCUGGCUUCUCCGCACGAGAUCCUUCACCUUGAACCUCCACCGCUUCGAAUUCCCACCAGCGGAGACGCUUUUCUUGCCCGUGCUCCACCAUCGCCUCCGGCUGCCACGGGCAGUAAAGAAAAAAACUUCCAUGAACAAUCACUUGGAUACCAUAUGAGGAGAACUCGAUCUCCAAUUUUAGGGUUAAUGAGGUGGGAAAGAAAUCUCUUACCAUAUUAUUCGGGGGUGAUCUUUUGGUAA